AUGAACAUAGGAAGCAUGCGUAAAAACUUUGAAACCCUAAAAAGAUUAGAUCUUGAUUUCGAUGUUAUUGCCUUCACUGACAAAAAUUUGUACAGGGAGUACUUAGAUGUAUUAGCAGAAUAUGGGCUUUCUCCAGCCAUAACCAAACCAACUCAGGUCAAAACCUGCAUUGAUGACAUUUUUGUACCCGUAAGAUCUAAUGCGAAGUCCGUAGUGUAUUUGAAUGCUGCUACUGACCAUGAUAUAACUAUGGCAGGCAUAAUGCUAAAGACACAAAAACCAAAAAGACCAAAACCUAUUCGAUCAAGAGUUAUAGUUGACAUAGACUCAAUAAGAUCAGAGCUGGAGGGACCGGACUGGUCUCAGUAA
This is a messenger RNA of Parnassius mnemosyne (clouded apollo), 369 nucleotides long. The record is from the annotation of a GenBank genome assembly. NCBI's taxonomy places the organism in Eukaryota, Metazoa, Arthropoda, Insecta, Lepidoptera, Papilionidae.